UGCAGGAAGAGACUGAAUGCGGAAGCGGUGUCUGAGCAGUAACGUGGAUCUCUUUUAAAGUCAUUACAGCUUCAUCAGCGGUUUGAUGCCAUGAAGAUAAAUGAGAACACGUUACUGGAGGGACACGGAGUCGUGCUGGUUCCUUACAACGUAAACCACGUGCCCAGGUAUCAUGAGUGGAUGAAGUCUCCGGAGCUGCAGCAGCUGACCGCUUCAGAGCCGUUGACCCUGGAUCAGGAAUACGACAUGCAGAAGAGCUGGAGGGAAGAUGAUGACAAGUGCACGUUCAUAAUCCUGGACAAGCAGCGGUGGGCAGACCCCAGUGUGGAGGAGGAGCAGUGCAUGGUGGGAGAUGUAAACAUCUUCCUGACUGAUCCAACAGACCCUUCGCUGGCUGAGCUGGAGAUCAUGAUAGCAGAGCCCAGUUACAGAGGCAAAGGCAUCGGAAAGGAGGUGACACGUAUGAUGAUGUGCUAUGGAGUCACCAAACUCGGGGUCAGAAAGUUCCAAGCAAAGAUCGGGCUGGAGAACCAGGUCAGCAUCACCAUGUUCAAGAAGCUCCACUUCCAAGAGGUGUCACAGUGUCCAGUGUUCAAAGAGGUGACACUCGAGCUGACGGUAGAUGAGUCCGUUCGGACGAAGCUGCUGGACGAUGCAGCUCAUAUGAAGGAACGAGAUUACAGACAGACCUGCAGCAGCAGACAUGAACUGCUCUCACAGUGAGGUUCUGUACUGAGCUUCUCACUCACCUUCUAAAGACUUCAGCUUGUGAAGCAGGAUGAUGUGAGAGGAUGACAUGUGAAUCUGAAAACUUGCAACAGAAUCCUUUAUUCAAGUCACAAGAAAUGUUAUUUUCUGUCACGUAGUGGCAAAAAAUUCUGAUUAUAAGACAAACAGAGGCAGACAAGGACAAAGCCAUACCUCAUUAUCCAAUUUUAAAUAAGGAAAUCCAGAUUCACACCAGAGUUGAAUGGGUUCUUCCUCUUUGGAUACGCUUCACCAGGUUUGUGGAAUUCGUCUUGGUGGUUUUGGCGUGAUCAUGCUGGCCGUUGGACUUGGACCUGCAAAUUAUAACUUGAACACUGUUGAAAAACAAAUGCAUAGGUGUGAAUAUGACAUCACACUUUCAUCCUCACGUAUCAAAUCGUGUACUGUAGUCGAGACAUUAAUUUAACCGUUGUCGUCUCCGAUACCAGGAGUAAAAUGAAAUGAAAGAUGCUGUGGCUGAUGUUUCUAGUGGAGCUAGUUAACUUUAUAUUGAUUGUGUACCACCUUAGCAAACUAAAAAUCACUUGCCAACGCAAAGAUUUGUGCUUCUCUAUCUAUAAACCAAGUUAAUAUCUCUAGUGUCCUUUGUUUGGAGAAGAUUUGCACUGUUUGGUUCAGUAUCUUUAUUGACCAGUUCUGACUUUUUGAAACUAAACUUCAAAUUGGACCAAACUGAUGGUUUUAGUCACCAGCUUUCAGGAACAUUAGGCGCUAAUUCUUUUUAAUUAUUCACUCUGUCCCCAAAAUGAAAUUGAGAGCUUUUUUCCACUUACUGAUGCACAGCCAUUAAAAACCACAGCCUAAUGUGUUAUUUACACAUCUCUUGUACAUUAAAGUCUCAUAUUCCUCUUAA
Molecule: messenger RNA, 1621 nt
Organism: Oreochromis aureus
Lineage: Eukaryota; Metazoa; Chordata; Actinopteri; Cichliformes; Cichlidae
Gene: nat9
Product: N-acetyltransferase 9 (GCN5-related, putative)
Exons: 6
Coding region: 91-723 (210 amino acids)
Biological process (GO): protein acetylation
Molecular function (GO): N-acetyltransferase activity
Source: RefSeq, a predicted model, not a curated record